This is a messenger RNA of Rodentolepis nana, 318 nucleotides long. Lineage: Eukaryota; Metazoa; Platyhelminthes; Cestoda; Cyclophyllidea; Hymenolepididae. The record is from the annotation of a GenBank genome assembly.
GCGUUACUUCGACAUUACGCAACUGGACAAUUAUCUAUCGACGAAUUAUUGGAUACAUCCAUGGAAGAAAUGGGCAAAUCGGUUAAGAAAUGUAUGAAUUUUGCAAAUGUUCUUCUAAUGCUCUAUGAUUUUUUUGGAACGUCUUUUUCUGGUGCCCUAAAUAACGAGAAACUCCAAAAACGUUUUGACGAGAUUAUAAUAUCUAUAAUUCCGAUAAACAAUUUGGCUUCUCGAAAAUUGGCUUGGCUAAUGAAGGAGUUUGCCAUUUGGAAGGAAUUAGCUCGUCAUCUUGGAUUCCAGAACUGGAAGCUCAAAUAA